Messenger RNA from Lepisosteus oculatus (spotted gar), 5282 nucleotides. It is a transcript of the gene c11h5orf24, whose product is annotated as chromosome 11 C5orf24 homolog. NCBI's taxonomy places the organism in Eukaryota, Metazoa, Chordata, Actinopteri, Semionotiformes, Lepisosteidae. The record is from RefSeq and is a predicted model, not a curated record.
AGUGUUUAUGUGCUCUGGUGUUGCAGCAAUUCCCAGGUUGAGCAGUGCGCCUGCGCAGUAUUCCCUCCUGCUUUAUUAAUUUUUAAUGGAAAUGGCUGCCUUUCUCAUCUAAACCUCUCUGCAACAGGAAAAAAAUAAAACAUAAAAUAACCCACAUUCAGACUUUCUGGUGUUCUGAAGAGACGAACAAAACGCGGCUGACUCGAUCGCCUGUGAUUAGCCGAGAAAGAUGAAUCUGCUUUAGGAUUUAAAGGAUGGAAGAUCUAUCGUUUUUGUUUUUAACCCUUUGCAUUCCAUGAUCUGCAGACAAUCGAGAUGAUGCGCCAGGUUGCCGGCAACAGCAAUGACUAUUGCAUGGGCGGCAGGGCGUCGUGCCUCGCGGAAGAUGGCCGACACCCUGCCAGCCACUUCGACUUAUGUACCUCACAGUCCAGCAAGUUCUACCCCGCGCCCCCCCCGCCUUCAUUGCAGCUGCCCCUCCCCCCGUUGCCCCCUCCGCCGCAGAACAGCCUCAAACCCCUGCCCUGCCAAAGGCAAGACGCCAGGAGCGACCCCGGCUCCCAGACAGUGGGGGUUAAGAACGCUGAGAAGCCAGAGGACUCUAAGAAAAAGAAGAGCUUGGGGAGAUCCGGCAGGAGGGGCAGGCCCUCCGGAACCACAAAGUCCGCGGGCUACCGAACCAGCACCGGGCGACCGCUGGGCACCACCAAGGCGGCGGGAUUCAAAACAAGUCCAGGGAGGCCUCUGGGCACAACCAAGGCUGCAGGCUACAAGGUGAGCCCAGGGAGGCCGCCCGGCAGCAUCAAGACUCUGUCCCGCCUCACCAAACUGGGCUAUGGUUCUUGCAGUGCAGCAGCCUUCCCCUACUCAAUGAUGCACAAGAGAGCCCUGUGCGAACCCUCGGGCAAAGAGAAGGAAACUAACGAGUAACGUCUUGCUUUCCUUAUUUAUUGCAUUGCUUGUAAGGAGUAAAGGUUUGAGUGCAUGUCCUAAGUGCUGUGGAUCAGGGAGUGUGUUGUGAUAUUUCAGAGCUAGUCUGGUGGAGGGGGGGAGGGAAGAUGUACAGAUUUACUUCUGAUUGAUACCUACAUCCAGCAAGUGUAUGCCUCAAUCAAAUCAAUUAGUUUUUCAUAUAAAUAUAUAUAGAAUAUAUAUAGUGUGUUAAACAAAAAAAAAAGAAGAAGAAAAUGCUAUGGUUAUUGUUUCACAUCAGAAAACCUUUCUUUGUUUGCCACAGGACAUAUAAUAUAUUAUUAUUAGACUUCCAGAAUCACUUGUGCCACCCAUGUAUCCAAAAACAUUUUUUGCUCUUGCUGUACCAUGUGUGAAUUGUCAACUGCAUGAUGACAUUCACACAGUUAAUCACUAAAUAAACAUUUUUUGGGGUGAAUCAUUAUUUUAGUGAAUCUGGUGACUAAUCCGACCUUAUCUGAACUAUAAUACAUCUAUAAUAAAAUGAGAAGAGGGAGAGUAUGUUUUCAGUAUCAAUGGAAUCUUUCUUUCUGUGUUUAAUAGCAGAGACAGAGCCACUGAGUGGCUUCACUGAGUCUACUUGGCUUUAUGUUCUAAAAGAAAUAAAAGAAAAGCUUUCAAUGCAGUACAUUGUUUUCUAGGUCAUGCAGUCUCUUUGGUGUUGAUACCAUUAAAUAAUCAUGGAAGGCACUAUGAUCAGUGGAAUUGUGGAUAUAGUCAAGAAUAUGUAAUGUAUUUUCUAUCUCCUAAUUAUUAGUGUCUGGUCUAUAAAGAGCAGUGGAUGUCAGAUACCAAGAGCAUUAAGUAAAUGAAAGCACUGAGUAAUCUAAAUAUUCUAAAUGUCUCUUAUUUUCUGACAGUGUAGCAUUAAAAACAUGUUCUGUGUUCUGAUUUAAGGCUGUUAUUAAUGAUGGCUUUAAAGCUGGAUUUCACGAGGAACGGACACCUUUCAGAUUAAUUUAGGAACGCAGAAUGGAGUGACUUUCACCCUUUGUGACGGAAUUGUUUUCCAUCUAAAAUGUUAACUCAGACAUAAUAUAUUGACGAACUAUCUGAUUCUACCUACUCCAUCAUGGAAGUAAACAAUGAUUUGCGAAAUGUAUGCUCACAAUGUAUGUUUUGUCUUGCAAACAAAAAAAAAAACAUUUGAGCUAACACCAUGAACUUCAUAAUUCUACCAUGUCUUAAUGUAUCCACAUUUAUUCUGUCAAUCAUUCAUUAGUCAUUUUCUACAACACCUGCUUUUUCAUAAUGCUUGACAGAGUCAGAUAACAAUAAUACUUAGGGUAUUAAACCACAAAUACACACGUGAUCAAGUAUUCAGAAAUAAUUAGCUCAAAGCUAAUCAAGCUAAUCUAGGUUUUUAAUCAGUUGUUUUUUCCAACAUAAAAACUUACAGCCUGUGACAAAAUAUUUGAAAAUUAUUUUACUGUAUGAAAAACAUACUUUUGGCAUGUUUUACUGCCUUUAUUUACAUUAUGUUCAGAAUAUACGUUGUUGUUAUCAUACCUAUUAAGGCAAAUGGAACAUUUUUAUACUGGUGGCCAUUCGUGCUGAGAAGAUGCUAAAAUGGUUUUCAAUUAUCUUUUAUUUAAUAUUAUAGUUUAUCAGGGGAUUCCUAAGUACUAUUGCCAUUAUUUGUGUCUAUGAAGAUACAACACUCAUUAUUCAUGAUGAAUCAGUUUUAGACUAUUUCUUAUUUUUAAUUCUAUGUAUAAUAGAAUAGUGUUGCAGUGUCCUCUUCCUGCUCAAAUCUGUGUUCUUUUCCUUGUAUGUGUUUUCUACCACUGAAAUGCCAGUGUUGUCUGUUAGGUUUUGUCAAAACCCCUAUCAAAUUGAUUAAGGGGUUGUACAGAUUGUGCCCUGUAUAUCAGAGAUAAAAUGAGCUUUAUAGUCUUUAUAGUGGGGGAUGGGUCAGGACUCAGCAAUAUAGCUGCAGACCUAAGCCAAAUGUGGGGGAGAGAUAACAGUUUUAUUCUACAAAUAAGUGUUAACAUACACCUCUGCUUUUUUAUCUCAGCUCUUUUUUUUCAGUUGGUAGCUUAAAAAGAAACUGAAUUUAUGAGUAUUGGGUUCAAUCUAAUUCUGAACCAAUUGCCAUAGCAUAAAUGGGCUUCUUUGGUGUGUAUAUUAAGUGGAAUAUAAUUAGACUCUUAUUAUGAAUUAUACUAAGCAAAUGAUGAGGAUAGUACUUAAAUUGAUACAGGUGGAUGUGUUUGUUCUUAAUAUUUAAUUUGGACUGUAUUUUUCCUAUGUUAAAUUCACCUUCCCACACCUAAAAUGCCAUCAGUAAAUAGGCUUAUAAAAUAAUAAUAAUAAUUAUAUAUCGCUAAAAUUUUAAAAAUGAAAACAGUAAAUGACAAGUUAUAGCAGGAUGUUAAAGGAACAUGAAUGACAUAUAAGUUUUUAGCACAGUUCCGUGGCACGCAUGUGGAGUGAAAUAUGUUUAUUUGGUGUGCCAUUAUUUUUCUUUUUCUUCCUUAUUUAUGGGAAGCUUUGUACAGCACUUGGGACUUCUUGCUCAUAGAACUCCUCACAUUCUCCCUGUGUUAUCCAAGCAGAUGGUUAACUGUAUAGGAAGUUAAAAUAUGGCUAUGGAAUGAAAUAAUUCUAAAUGUUCUUUGGAAAAAAAACCUGACUCAAAGAUUCGCUGUGAACAUACAUUUCCUUUAACUGUUUUGUUGGGUUUUUGUUUUGUAUGCCCUUUAACCAAAGAAUCUGAUUUAAUCUGCCUUCUCAUGCUGACAAAUAUGUGUCAAGUUACAUGCAUGGUAGCUUAGCUGGUUAAGGAAAUUAAAAAAAAACCUGGGUAAACACAACAUUAACUUUUCAGUUUCCAACAGAGACAAAAGCAUCUGUAAUUCCAACAGAAAAAAGAGCACUUAUUUACCUCUAUUCUUUUUACUAUGAGAAAAAAAAUGAGAUUCUCCUUUUUAUUUUUACCAAUGAAAAUCAUAUUGAUUAAUAGUGUGUUUUAAAAACUGUCAAUAUGCUGUAUAAACAUUUUCGAUAUUGUCUUUAUCUCCAGCUUUUCCAAAUAUUUUAAACCCUCCUGGGAAGUAAAUCAACACCUAAGAAAACAGGAACAAUAAUGUGAUUAAAUAAACCAUUCACAAGCAUUAACCACUGCCUUUUCUUUACAUUAUGUAUGUUGCAGCGCUAUAUGAUUGCCUUUUUUGUAGUGCCUAUAUGUAGCUAUGUCUCAUAUUGGAUCCAAAUGAUUAUGAAACUCAUAUAUUCAUGACACUUUAUUCAUAUUAUCACUUGCCUUUAUGCUGUAAUGAAGCGGGGUUUUGUCAUUAGCUAGGCAUUGUGAAUAAACAAUGUUCAAUUUAUAUGUAUUUACUUCACUUUUAUUGCUUAUUUGAUAAAAAAUAUCUGAAAGGUUGAAUAUGGUACUGUUUGGUUUUGAUUAAACUUUUUGUGCAUUUUGUGCAUUUCUAUCAUAGAGAGAUCAUUACCAAACGUGUACUGGAGCUUCUUGUAACACUGUAUGUUAGACAUAUGUUUUGUGAAAUUAAGGUCUGGUUUUAAUUCAAACAGGUAAGAAUACUCUGUGGAAACAAAAAAAAAACACUACUGUGCUUUAAUAGGACUGGAUAACAAGUAACAUUCCAAAAACAAGUGGUUAUUCCUGCUUGACUGGCUUUAGUUUGAUGAAUGCAAGGCAUCUAGUUAGAAAGCCUUUGUUCCUGGAUAUUUAAUAGCAAAAAUAUUAUCUUUUAGGCUAUGAAAAGAUUACAAUUUUUCAUUACUCCCAAGAUGUUUAAAAAUAUUGACCUUUAAAACCUACCUAUAAUCAAGUAAAGAAAGUAAAAUGAAACAUAGAGUACCAUACCAGUCUCAGGACAGAAAGCUACCUUUAAAAGAGGAUAUCUAGCAAAUAGCUAAACAUGACAGCAAUGUCUGUAAAUUUUACACAGUGAUGCUGUCACAUUUGUUUCUCAGAAAUAUAUUAAAGUGGCAUUUGAUGAUAAUAAGAAUAACCUCACAUAACUCUCUAACUAAGUACUGUGUGUUUUUUACCUUUUGCAGUUCUGCAUGACUGUAACACAAAUCUCCAAAAAAUAAAUGACCUUUUUCUUCUUAUAGUUUGAUAAUGAAGAUGAUGUCUUCAAUCAAGGCAUACGUUUUGGGAUCACAUGUAACAAUGUUACCUGAAUUGGGUGACGAUUAAGCCCAGUCGAAACCACUUUUAUUGUAAUUACAAUAAAUAAAAUAAACAGUUACUAUUUUCUUGUUUUACCCUUUCUGCAUGAUUGUCAAGUGUGAGCAAAAGUGGUGUAAUAAACUUUCCAUUUACACUUGGA